AAUCAGUGUUUUGGGUCUUUGCAAACGAGUUGAAUCCACUAGAAGAUACAGAAAACGUCGAUGGGUUACCAAGCCCAAAGCUUGGAAUAGAGGUCGCAGAACUCCCAACAGAUGUACCGCCGCCGAAACUUGGAUUAACACCUGGAGCCUGUGAAGUUGCUUGUUUGUUAAAACCGGGAGAUUUGGGUGUCUGGCUUAGGAACCCAAAAGGCGAAGAGG
Molecule: messenger RNA, 219 nt
Organism: Acaulospora morrowiae
Lineage: Eukaryota; Fungi; Glomeromycota; Glomeromycetes; Diversisporales; Acaulosporaceae
Source: the annotation of a GenBank genome assembly